CUUCAGCAACUCUAUAUUUAUGGUUUCCAUCUACUAGUAGUUUCUGUAAAUCAUAACUCUUAUUCCUCCUCAUCCACUACUUUUUUUUUCCCCUUCACGUAGCUGUUACUAUAUUUAGUAGCUUUCUAUUUUCAUCUUUUGUUUUAAUUCCCCAGCUUAAUUCUACUUCGUUUCAUGGCUAACUUCAGCUUCAUCCUAGGCAUAAUUGGGAAUGUCAUCUCCAUACUUAUGUUCGCUGCUCCAAUAAAAACAUUCAAAAGGAUAAUAAAGAAGAAAUCAACAGAGGAUUUUAAAGGGAUACCAUAUAUCACAACACUAUUGAGCACAAGUUUGUGGACAUUUUAUGGUUUGCUAAAACCUGGAGGUUUGCUAGUGGUCACAGUCAAUGGUACUGGUGCAACCUUGCACGUCCUAUAUGUCACUCUCUUUCUCAUUUACGCUCCUAAAGCUCUCAAGAUUCAAUCAAUGAAAAUGGUGGCAAUAAUAGAUGUAGCAUUCUUUGGAGUUGUAGUAGCAAUCACUUUACUAGCUUUACACGGAACCACUCGGCUCACAUUUGUAGGAAUUUUGUGCGCUGGUUUGAAUAUUGGCAUGUAUGCGUCACCUCUAGCAGUUACGAGGACAGUGAUAAAGAUGAAGAGUGUGGAGUACAUGCCAUUUUUCCUUUCUUUCUUCCAGUUCCUUAAUGGAGGGGCAUGGACUGCUUAUGCAGUGCUUGUCAAAGAUUAUUAUAUUGGGGUGCCAAAUGGGGUAGGCUUCAUAUUGGGCGCAGCCCAACUAAUACUGUACUUCAUCUACUACAAAUCAACCCCAACAAAAUCCACAGAGGAAAAAGGGUCAGCCCAUUUGGUGAAAAGAGGAGGAAUCCAAAUGAAAGAUGUUGAUGGAGACCAUGUCCAUGAGAAUGAGAAUAGUCGAAAUCUUCACAAAGUGAAAAGCCUUCCCAAGCCAUCUUUAGUUCGUCAAUAUAGUGAGAAACUAACGAAGACACUCUCUAAUAACCCAUCUUCAUUGGCCUCACAAAAUCAAGAUGAUAUUGAAAAAGGCCUCAAAGAAGCACAAUAAAUUUCUAAUCUUAGGAUGUUGUUAUUGACGAACACCUGUUAGGACUUGUAGUACUUAAACUUAUAUUUAUGUUUUUUUCUCUUGACAGUAUAGGCCCUAAUAUUAUUUUUUCCCUGUUGGGCCUUAUUUAUAAGAAGAUGUUGUAAAUCUGAGCUGCUUUUUUUGGGGUGCCUUGAAAUAAGAUUAUACACUAAAUUUUGAUGUGUAGUCUGUUGAUGAGAAUUUUCCAAUUUUGGAGAAUAAAAUGGGGUAUUUUCAGUGUUUGCACUUGGUAAAA
Messenger RNA from Capsicum annuum, 1342 nucleotides. RefSeq names its product bidirectional sugar transporter SWEET16. The transcript has 6 exons. NCBI's taxonomy places the organism in Eukaryota, Viridiplantae, Streptophyta, Magnoliopsida, Solanales, Solanaceae. The record is from RefSeq and is a predicted model, not a curated record. Gene Ontology annotation, biological process: carbohydrate transport. Bases 175 to 1065 code for a protein of 296 amino acids. Gene Ontology annotation, molecular function: sugar transmembrane transporter activity. Gene Ontology annotation, cellular component: membrane.